Messenger RNA from Serendipita indica DSM 11827, 1692 nucleotides. The record is from the annotation of a GenBank genome assembly. Lineage: Eukaryota; Fungi; Basidiomycota; Agaricomycetes; Sebacinales; Serendipitaceae.
AUGGCGCGAUUCAACUUGCUCUGGUUUGCAGCGACUUUUGCGUUGCACACGGCUCGCGCACAACAGGCGACUACGACGGCAGUUUGCGGGUCUCAAUAUGGCUGGAUGAACAACAAUCGUGGGCAGUCUCCCUGUCUGGUCGCCGCGUAUCUUCAAGGCGCAUGUGGAGAUGGCGAAUGGACCGUCCCAGCUCUUCCUAGUACUACUGGGCAGCAGCUUGCAUACGACUCGCCGACAAAUGCGACCCAGAGCCUUUGCACUUGCUCAGCGGCGGUCUAUAAUCUGAUGAGUGCAUGUGCUGCCUGCCAAGGCGGGGGAUGGCGACUAUUCGCGCCGUGGGCAACGCAAUGCACUUCAGCAAACCUCUUGACUCUUCCCAAUAGUUUCCCAACCAAUAUCCCGGUUCCAUCGGAUACAACAAUUCCCGCAUAUGCUGCUAAGGACCCUCGCACGUGGUCAGAUGGGCGAUUCAAUCUUGUGGAAGCGCAAGCAAUCGCACAAAACAUCACUUCGAAUACGGUCACCUCAUCAACUUCGGCUCCGACAACAGCUUCUAGCUCUGGCACCAGCCCCUCUGGAUCAAGUACAUCCAAUAACAGCAAUACCGGUGCUAUCGUAGGGGGUGUUGUCGGUGGUGUCCUUGGCCUCGCACUGAUUGCCGUCCUCCUCACCUGGCUCAUUUGCGGAAAGCAAGUCCAACGGCGAUUCGAUCCACAAGGAAACGCUGAGAUGGCAUACGAAAAGCCAGAUGUACUAGGAAGGGCUUUCACUACGCCAAAGCAACCUUCUAUCAUUGCGCCAGUUCCUGUCCGACCCAUCCCUACAGCAAACUUUGAGAGCUACAUGUCCACAACAACAGGGACUAGCCAUCAUGGAGACGUAUCCGGAUACACUCAUCUCACAGGAACCCCCAAUCAACCUCUCAGCAGGAGCAAUACGACGUCUUCUAGGGCCAUGACCCUCUUUCGUCGCGUGACUUCUGCCGUUCCCUGGAGGUCUCACUCCAAAACGACGUCCCGCACUAGUGUAGGUAGCGGGACAGUCAUGACCUCAAACGUCGGCACACUCAGUCCGAUUCCGCAUGGCGGUAGUGAUCUCGGACACGGAAACGUCUCACGACAGAAUACGAUACGCGAUAUACCGGACCCGGUCCCAUUCACGAUCCCAGCUCCAGCAAACGACUCGUUACGAAACUACCCAAUUGCAGAAGAACCAUCGACCUCGCAUGGUUUCCCAAGCGCAGCAGAGGAAAAGAGGCGACUCAAUCCACCAGGGUACUCGAAUCCUCCCCCUGCUGUAGUAGCACCGUGGAUUAAGGGCGAUCAAGUGCGUUAUACAUCGCAGAACCCAACUGCAAAUACGCCCAACUCUCUGCUCGACAACUCCGCCGUCGCAACGCGCGCCACGAGCAGCCCAGAGAGUCAGACUUUGAGUCACCAUAACCAACAACAGCAACAACAGCAAGAUGCGCAGCGGCUACAGCGACCACAGAUGACGGUUAGGCCCGUGUCAGAUGUACUCUCUGGCUCGGUGCCCUCAAACAUUUUGCUGCCUUCGCCAACAGAGAAUGAUGUUUCCCAAGGCGCGAGUAGUGGUAUUAUCGAUUCCUCGCCACUCGUAGCACGACCACCGGUACCGAUGCAGAAUAUGCGCUUCGUGGUUACCAAUCCAGAAAAGGAUGUCGAGAUGUGA